AUGGGUUUGGCCUCUGAUGCCGGGCGCUCUCUCGCCCUGCCUCAUGGGGCACCGCAGCGGCAGCGCCCGGGCAUCCUUCUCGGCCAGGCCCAGCCCUUUUGGCUGGUCGAGCUGAAGAGCUGGCUCUGGUGCUCCUUCCUGGUCGUUUCUUACUUUGUCGUCGGAAUCCUCUUCUACUCGCAUGUAGAGACGAAAUUGUGCGAGAGCGAAGAGGCCUUGGCGUCUCCGGACUACGACGCCGAACUGUGCGUUGAACCCUGGACGUCAGUGGAUUCUUUAUACUUCGCCAUGGUGUCAAUGAGCACCGUCGGCUACGGCGACUUUGCGCCGGCCUCGCCUAUGUCGAGGGCAUUCACCCUCUUCUACAUCGUCUACGGGAUCACGGUGCCCUUCGCAUCUUUGGCAUCGCAGUUGGCGACUGUCAUGGACAAGUUGGAGCACAGGUUCCUCCGUUUUCUGGAGGGCGGUCGCUUCACCAACCUCCGUGGUUGGACCAAGAGCUAUGAUGUCGGGGAGGACUUCCGCCCGGGUUCGCUGGCGGUGCCUGAUGGUGACACCGUGGAGGAAAAAGAGCCUCCGCAUGCGUUCGUCUUCUAUGCAUGCAACCUCUUCAUUCCCAUCCUGCUUUUCACCACCUGGCAGCUCUUGUGUGCGACCGUUUUCGUCGCCCUGCAGGACAUGUCGUUUCUUCUGGCCUUGUACCACUGCGUGGUGACUGCUACGACCGUGGGCUAUGGCGACAUCCCCAUCGCCAAGGACUCGAGGUUCUUCGCUGUGGUCCAUGUGGCGGUCAGCGUAGCCUUGCUGGGGUCCUGCGUCGCGGAAAUCCCAACGCUCAUGGACAUCCGACGCGUGCAGACGCGGCAAUCUGCCAUCCUCAAGAGGAAGCUGGACGCGGACAUGAUCUUGGCCCUGGAUAGGAACGGCGAUGGCGUGGACAAGCUCGAGUUCUGCAUCGGCAUCCUGAUCGAGAUCGGCGCGGAGCUUGCUGGCUUGCCUCUUGAGUGGGAAGAUAUUGCGCCCUUCAUCAAGCAGUUCGAGGACUUCGAUGUGGACCACUCCGGCCACCUGUCCAAAGAGGACCUGGUGGAAAUGGCGGACGCCCUCAAAGAAAGCCACGUGAACAUCGCCCACCUCAAGCGUGCAGCGUCGACCAUGAGCAGGUUUCGGACGGAGGGCUCGCAAGGCGGCUCCUCGGAGGAUAUCCUCACCUCUCAGGACAUGGCCGCCAUGAUCGCCACGACGUCCACUUCCUCCAGCGCCUCGCGGAGGUCUCCACGCCAAGGGCUGAGGCGGCCGAGGAAGCAGGAAAAAGUGGACAGAGAUCCCAUUGUAGAGGAGACGCAGGCCAGCGUUUCUCCACGCCUCCUGCUAUCUGAGCAGGAGAAGUUAGCGCUGGACAGCGGGCAGGACAUAUCCUCCUGUGUGAUGCCAGCUCCAUUGGCGAGCUAG
Messenger RNA from Symbiodinium natans, 1452 nucleotides. The record is from the annotation of a GenBank genome assembly. Lineage: Eukaryota; Dinophyceae; Suessiales; Symbiodiniaceae.